This is a messenger RNA of Phycomyces blakesleeanus NRRL 1555(-), 1023 nucleotides long. RefSeq names its product Homeodomain-like DNA binding domain-containing transcription factor. Lineage: Eukaryota; Fungi; Mucoromycota; Mucoromycetes; Mucorales; Phycomycetaceae. Gene Ontology annotation, molecular function: transcription cis-regulatory region binding. Gene Ontology annotation, cellular component: nucleus. The coding region runs from base 1 to 1023 and encodes 340 amino acids. The record is from RefSeq and is a predicted model, not a curated record. Gene Ontology annotation, biological process: regulation of DNA-templated transcription. The transcript has a single exon.
AUGGAUGCCAAUUCAAAAGAGCAGACCGAUGGCGAGCAUAAUCAAGAGCACGCGAAUACAAAUAGCUCCACAAGUACGAGCGAUGACGAAGAAUUUCAAACCGAAAUAAAGCACAGGCACCGGUUCUCGACUUCUGAGCUCGAGUUGCUCGAAGAACUCUAUCGAAGACACCCUCGGCCAUCUUCAAGCGAAAAAAAGGCGAUGGCCGCAAAACUGGACACCACUCCAGGUCGAGUCCAGGUGUGGUUGCAGAACAGGCGUGCAAAAGAAAGAAAGGCACAGUCCUCGCAAGAACAUGGGCGGUCCCCUAAGCGUGAUUCUGGAUAUCCACACGUCUUGCCAGUCAGAACCACACUGGCUACAAAUGAUCCAGAUCUAUUGUAUUCCAAUACCAGCACUGUUCCCCUCAGUCAUCAAAGUCCUACAGUAACAGUCGACAGUUCUAAACACACCGCUACUGCUACCACUGCCACUGCCACUGCCACAACUGUUUCUGCUACAGCUAGUGGCAGAAUUACUACUAGUGAUAGUGGUAGUAGUAUGUCAAUGUCUGACCGCGAAGCUUUCUUCAUUAACUCCAGAUCUAGCCACAAUAAUCACAACCUUCACAACCUUCACAAUCACCACAAUUACCGUAACCACCAACAUCACCACCACCACCAUCACCACCCAAGCCAAAAUAUCAACCCCAAUCUAAAUCCAAAUACAAAUCCAAAUCCAAACCAAUACUCUAGCGAAACUUUUCCAGCUUACCAACAUUUUAUGGACAGUUCAGGUAGUCACCCGCCUAUUUUUACUUCACAUAGACCAGAUAUUGGAAUUGUCACAAGUAUGCACCCUUCUGUAUUUCGACAGCAAGGUCAAAUGUGGCCGUUCCCGACACUGCACCCACACGAACACAAUGGUCCCGGAUUGAUUAGCAGCUACCCGAGCUCUCACCAAAUCAAUGAGAGUGUACAGGAAGCACGAAAUACACAUAGCCAUGAUCAGGCAUCCGACAAAGGGAAAAACUCCAUUUGUUGA